AGGCGUCCUGCGGAGAUUUGUUUUUAGCUUAGCUGGAGCACACGAGUGUAAUUGCAACCGAGGGAAAGCGACAAGUUUUUCAUUUUUGUUCUCAUAAAACUGGUUUUCUCAGCAUAUCCUGCAAAAUACCAUAUAUCUUGACUCUGACAUAGACUUUCCGCUAUGCCAUUGCACCGUGACCGGGAGAAAAAGGAGAGUACAGCUGAGGAGAUGGAGGCGGAGGAGCAUGAGCAGGAGGCAUCAAGCUCAGAGGAGGAGGACUCUGACACUUCCUCUGUCUCUGAAGAUGGGGACAGCUCUGAAAUGGAUGAGGAGGACUGUGAGCGGAGAAGGAUGGAAUGUCUGGAUGAAAUGUCCAACCUGGAGAAGCAGUUCACUGAUCUCAAAGACCAGUUGUAUCGUGAGCGUCUCAGUCAGGUUAACACCAAGCUCGCAGAGGUGGAGGCUGGCCGGGCAGCAGAAUAUCUGGAGCCUCUCGCGGUAUUGCUGGAGAACAUGCAGGUUCGCACCAAGGUGGCAGGUAUCUACAGAGAGCUGUGCCUGGAGUCUGUGAAGAACAAGUACGACUGUGAGAUCCAGGCAGCAUGCCAACACUGGGAGAGUGAGAAGCUGCUGCUGUUUGAUACAGUGCAGAGUGAACUGGAGGAGAAAAUCCGAAGACUAGAGGAAGACAGGCACAGCAUCGAUAUCACAUCAGAGCUGUGGAACGAUGAGCUGUCAGGAAGGAAGAAGAGGCGAGAUGCUUUAAGUCCAGAUAAGAAGAGGAGGCGGCCCUCGGUGGUGUCAGGUCCAUAUAUUGUCUAUAUGCUACCGGAUCUGGACAUCCUAGAGGACUGGACAGCAAUCAGAAAGGCUGUGGCUACACUCGGUCCUCACAGAGGGAGGUCUGACUCUGAGAGCGCCGCGUUCCCGUUCAGACCCGACAGAAGCAGGCCCAUUCUCAACUGCUGAGACACCCACACAAGCAGUCACAUGUUAAAAGGAAAAACACCUCAAGGACCUACAGUGCAUGGAAACAUCUACAUGACACACAUGGUGGCAAUCAGGUCUGCGGUCAUAAAAACACACACAGCUGGACAUUUCUCUGAAUCUUCCCAGAAUCCUUGCACUUCUCUGCUGUCGGUGACUCUGCCUGUCGGUGAGACAGUUGGUAAGCUGCCUCUCCUGUCGACCGGCAUGCCUUUAAAGGACAAACAAGAAUGGAAGCAUUAUUGAUCCCCACUCGUAUGUUGGAUAUUGCUGCUUUACUUCACUCUCAGGCUCUCUAGAUGGUUUCAACCAGCACAGGUUUGUGAAUUUUGAUAAGAAAACCACAAAUUUAAAAAACCUGCUCAUUCUUAAGGUUGUGAAAGUGGUCCAGGAUUUUCUGUUCUCUUCAGUGUGUAAAAGCCAUCGAUGCUGCAGUUUAAGCAUCACUGAACAAUAAAGUUUAUCAGGUUAUGUGACACCACCAUGCAGUCCGUAAGGCCACACAAGCUGCCCGCAGGCCGGCUAAAAGAUCACAAAUCACAUCCUGCACCAAGGCCAGCGCACUGUUUGUCUGAAUCUGUAUCAAAACUCAGUUAAGUUCUUCCUUUGGGUAUAUGCCACCUCUCUGCUUAAUCAUUUUUGUGUAAUCUUGCUUAAAAAAAAAAGAUGAACGUCACUGAAAACAAAGCUCCACCCUGGUGAGAGGAGUAACUCCAGCAGCACACAGAAUGAUUUCUGGUGUGAAACUUGAAUUGCAGCUUGAGAACGUGCAUGAGCUACAUCAUUUCAGAGCAACUGUUCCUUCAGAUUGAUUUCAGUCAGUGUUUACAUUUUGAACACAUCCAUUCACUCAGGUGCAGAGAUCCUUCAUUAAAAAUUUAAAUCCUCCUGAAAGCUAGUAUUUGGUGAGAUGGCUUCAUCAUUAAGAUUGUCUUGAGUUAAUUGCUUAUUGGGUUUGGCAAAUUUUUCAGCUGAGCAUCAAAUUCAUAACCAGUUUGACUUUUUACAACUUGCAAACUUUGUUCUUAAAAUCAUCUACAGCUCUGUGGUGAUGGCCAGUUGGAAAAGCAAGCUUAUGAUCAGGAAGUCACAACCUUUCUGUGCUCAGUGACAAGGUCAAGGAGGUGGUUCGACUUCACAGAUUCAGCACGUGUUGUAGAUUAUCAAAACUUCAGGCUUCCAAUGAUUAUAUAAGUCCAUUCAUUGUGCCAUUUUUUUUUUUUUUUGUGUGUGUGUAUAUCAAGAUCACAUGCUCUUUUCGACAGUUUACUUUGUUUGAAGGGCAUCCAGUAGAUAUUUCACAUAAAGAUGACAGUACAUUCAGAAAUGCAUACAUUUCCUGUCAGUGAACUGACCUUAAACUAACAACUAAGUGGCUGUAAGAGCAAAAAAAACAGGUGUUAUUUCAGUCUGCCUUGUUCAGAUAGUAUACAGGAUUUAUGGAUACCUGAGCAGUUUAAUAAUUUUUUUUGACAGUCGAGGCAUAUUACUCUGCUGUUUACCAUUGCAUCACAAAGCAGCCUUUGUAAUGCACUGAAAAUCACACUGACAGAAAUAUUUUAUCCACCAAUGCCAGAUCUCAGGGUUACUUUGAAGUGAGGCAGAUCUGUGCUGACUUUUAAUCUAAUCUUGCCCACAGUCCACUUCUGCGGUUUCAUUACAUUCAGCUUGGUCAUUUUAGCAUAAUCAGACAAAUAUACAGAACAGAAAGCAUAAUGCUGCUUAAGUGAGGGCCAAAUGUCAUGCAUAAACAACACAUGAAAAGUUAAAAUGCUGUUGUUGUUCUUCAGCAGGUAUUAUGUUCUUUACUCUCACAUCUACCUCUUCUCUGUCUUGCUGUCUAAAGUAUAGUUCAUGUUUUUCCUCAUGAACAUGUAAAUCCUGCCAUCUUUAUGAAUGAGAGCAGUUUGUUUGGGUGAUUUAUUGGUUGAUAUGGCUGUUCAGCUUUGGUAGGAUUUUUUUAAUCCUAUGGUGAUGUUAACUGUAUACACAGGUGGAAAAUAAUAAGCCACCAACACCUUCCCUAAAUCAUCACAGUGUUGAUGAUGAUGAAACAAAACUGUCAUUUGAUAGUAUUGGGGUUUUUUUAUGUUUAGGUGGUGGAGAUUUAAUAUUCAAACUAUUUGUUCAUGAUCUGUUUUCAUUUUUCUUUUUUUUUUUCUUCAUAAUGUUGAUGGAUUUUACAAUUAAAAGUUGUUUUAUAAACAUG
Archocentrus centrarchus (flier cichlid) is the source of this 3178-nucleotide messenger RNA. RefSeq names its product BRMS1 like transcriptional repressor a (gene brms1la). The record is from RefSeq and is a predicted model, not a curated record. The transcript has 9 exons. The coding region runs from base 163 to 951 and encodes 262 amino acids. Lineage: Eukaryota; Metazoa; Chordata; Actinopteri; Cichliformes; Cichlidae.